AUGGACAACCUGACAUUCACAAAUGACAUUCUCCUCAUGGAGGGACUGAAAGUUACACAUCAGUCCACCUAUCCUGUUUUCAUCCUGCUUCUCUUGAUUUAUGUUUUUACAAUGGGGUGUAACGUUGGACUUAUAAUACUGAUCUCAACUGACAAGAAUUUAAAUCAUCCUAUGCAUUUUCUGUUCUGUAACUUGCCACUGAAUGAUAUCUUAGGGACCACUGUAAUUAUGCCACGAUUACUACAGGACAUUUUAAUGGAAGCCUCAGAGCGCUAUAUGACAUAUGUGGAGUGUGUUGUUCAAGCUUACUUUGUUCACACAUUUGCAACUGUAAGCCACACUGUGCUAAUGAUCAUGGCCUUUGACAGAUAUGUGGCUAUAUGCAAUCCACUGCGGUACACAGCCAUAAUGACCAAUAAAAUGGUGGUUAAACUAUCAGCAUUAGCCUGGGGGGUGUCAGUACCUGCAGUGGGAAUUCUAAUAGGACUCACUGUACGCCUGUCUCGCUGCAGAUAUAAAAUUGAAAACCCUUUCUGUGAUAAUGCCUCACUGUUUAAACUGUCCUGUGAGGGAAGUGUUUUUAUUAAUAAUUUUUUUGGAAUAUUUUCUACUGUGAUUAUACUUACCUUCUCACUUGGGUCUGUAUUCAUAACAUAUGGAAAGAUUGCUGCAGUAUGCAAAAGAAGCAAAAACAAAGCAUUCAACAGCAAAGCCAUAAAAACCUGUGGCACACACAUAGCUGUUUAUAUAAUCAUGUUUGUUUCUUGUGCCAUCAUGGUUUUUUUCCAUCGUUCUCCUCAAUAUUCUGAAAAUAGAAAACUAGCUAGUAUAAUGUUUCAUUUAGUACCACCAGGACUAAAUCCUUUAGUAUAUGGUGUACAAACCAAAGAGAUAAGACAAAGGGCUGUUAAACUUUGCUGCAGAAACAAAGUUAAUGUCAAGUAA
Molecule: messenger RNA, 945 nt
Organism: Onychostoma macrolepis
Lineage: Eukaryota; Metazoa; Chordata; Actinopteri; Cypriniformes; Cyprinidae
Product: putative olfactory receptor 5AK3
Exons: 1
Coding region: 1-945 (314 amino acids)
Biological process (GO): G protein-coupled receptor signaling pathway
Cellular component (GO): membrane
Molecular function (GO): olfactory receptor activity; G protein-coupled receptor activity
Source: RefSeq, a predicted model, not a curated record